Molecule: messenger RNA, 1772 nt
Organism: Musa acuminata AAA Group (dessert banana)
Lineage: Eukaryota; Viridiplantae; Streptophyta; Magnoliopsida; Zingiberales; Musaceae
Product: transcription factor bHLH111-like
Exons: 7
Coding region: 168-1541 (457 amino acids)
Biological process (GO): regulation of transcription by RNA polymerase II
Cellular component (GO): nucleus
Molecular function (GO): protein dimerization activity; RNA polymerase II cis-regulatory region sequence-specific DNA binding; DNA-binding transcription factor activity, RNA polymerase II-specific
Source: RefSeq, a predicted model, not a curated record
CUCCAUCUCCCAUCCCACCCCACCCCAUCUCUGAUCUCCACCACGACUAUUUCCAAUGCCCACAAGCUGACGUCACGCCACCGCGGCCGUGAUCUUGCCUAUAAACCCACAAGCCUCCAACGACACCCGAAGGGAACCCUCUCCUCUCCUCUAACGCUCCCCCCGCCAUGCACGCCGCCAUGGCUCAAGAAGGACCCGAGGUCUCGGUCGCAAGCUCGUCGACGGCCGCCCACAGCUGGUGGGAGUUCAACGCCAACCCCUUCUCUUGGAGCACCGUGACCCGGUACUUACCGCCGCCGGACCGCCGCCCCGACCUGGCAUCGACGUACGACGAAGCCGACAUGUCCAUCUCCAACGCCACCUCCUUCACUAACGCCUCCAGCCACUCCGCCCUCAGCAUCGACUCAUCGUCUGCUGAUCUCUCGGGAGAGCCGGUGGAGAACCACCACAUAUGGAAUCAAGUUCUACUAAACGUGGAAAAUGCUGGAGAGGCCGCGCGCAGUGGACAAGACGAUGGAGGAAGCUUUGUUGAGGUGCUGAGUUCAAGGAGGGAGUUGCUCGAACCUGCAUGCGAUGACUCAAAGAGAAGCUACGCCAACUGGGAAUCACAUCCUUCCUCCUUCAACUGGUUGGAGAAGCAUCUAAAUCGCUACGACGGAAGCAUCAUGGAGCCGGAAGGAGCGACGAGUAACCUGUCAGAUCUGGUCAGCAACUGGUCUAUUGCUCCUCCCAAUCCACAUGCCGGUCCAUGCGACGCCUAUAUCUGCCCUCCGAUGGCUAACUACGUGGCCUCCGAUGUCGUCAAGCAUGAGAUUCCAAUAUCACCAUCAUAUCCGAGCCAUGGAAUUGUGGGGGAGAUCAGCACAAGCUAUGCUCCGUCUUGCGAUCAGGAAACCGGAGCUGCCACACCAUUCUUUCCCAGGUCGCACAGUCCUGGUAGCACCAGAUACCAGAUGACCUUCUGCAGUGGAAUGGCAGAGGUUCCGUUGUCCUGCCAUAGCAAUUCACGAGCUUCAAAGCCUCAUGCAAAGGGCUCAGAUCUGUGUGAUGGAAGCAAGGAAGGAUAUGUAUGUUCAUCAAUGAGAGGAAAUGGUAGGGGCAGCGGAACAACUGAAGGGAAGAAUAAAAGGUCUGAAGACACUUCAGAGACAGUCCUCAAGAAGUCCAAGUACGACAGCUCGAUGGUUUCAUCUGAUAAGGUGCCCAAGGUAAAGGUUGCAGAAAAAAUCAGUGCUCUCCAACAGCUUGUGUCACCAUUUGGGAAGACAGAUCAAGCAUCUGUGCUAAUGGAAACUGUCAAGUGCAUCAGAAGUUUACAGGAUCAAGUACAGUUGCUAAGCGACCCGUACCUGAAGUCAAGUGCCAGUAAGGAUCACAAUUCAUGGGGAGAAUUGCAGAGGAAGGACAAGGCCGAAGCAAAACAUGAUCUAAGGAGUAGAGGGCUUUGCUUGGUUCCUGUUUCUUCCAUCCCUCAAGUCCACAGAGACAAUAUAAGACCAGAUUACUGGAUGCCAACAUACAGAAGCUGUUUGUAUAGAUAAGCGCAUGGAGAAGCUCUGCAUUAACUCUGUGUUUAACUACAGGAGAAGAGGUUGCUGGUAAACCACCAAUUCUGACAAUAAAUUGGGUAGGUUUUUGAUGGCCGUAGAAGAUUGAGAGAUCUGUAUCCUGUCAAUCCAGUUUGCGACUAUAAUAUGAUGUGUACUUGCAGCAUUCUUGCAUUAUGAACAAAAUAAGCUUAUCAUGAGAAUUCUUGUGGUAAGUUUGUGGAA